Penicillium brasilianum is the source of this 941-nucleotide messenger RNA. Lineage: Eukaryota; Fungi; Ascomycota; Eurotiomycetes; Eurotiales; Aspergillaceae. The record is from the annotation of a GenBank genome assembly.
CAGACUUCGCCGGUUCGACCUCUUCACUCCUUCCUCCCUCUCUCCGUCUCCUCUAUCUUGCACUCAUUGCCACUUCCUUCCUUUGUUCCCCACCCCCAUCGACCACUACGCACUCGCCUUCUGCCCAACCACCGAGUGCAAGCAGCGUCAACGGGCGAUGGUGCAAUCCCUGGCUAGUGGCAAUGAUGAAGGUGGCAGGUCCUGGAAUUCACAUCCGACGCCCGGCCACCUCUUACCAAAUCCCGCAUCAUAUCUGGCAAAAAGCUAUGUAUAAAAGUCCUGAUGCCAUCCUGCACCAGGGCCGAUCUAUCACUCCUUUCUCUUUGAUCCUGAAAAACAUGGACACGUUGCAGUUUAGAAAUCGCUUGGACAAACGGGCACGCCGAGGCGAGCGGCUGUCAGACGAAGAAAUCGAGUUCAUUACGAACAAAAGCGCCGAGCUGGCAGAUGCGCCUACUGAAGAGAAUGACCGCGUUCACCCCGACCAAGUUGCCUGGGCUGUCAGGGCGCACCACGCCUUAAGCAAGCCUGCCAACGAGAUCAACGAGCAGGACGCAAGCGAGGUGAUGUCAAAAGAGAGCCGAGCUUUUGACAAGCUCCCAGCAACCGGAUCAGUGGCAUCCCAUGUGCAGUCAGCGGGGCAAAAAAAUACUUCUAAUACUGGUGGGGGCUAGAUACGACCAAGAAAUGCUAUUGCACACACACACACAUACACGCAAAUCGUCAUGUUUUGUAUGCAUACGGGGACAGUAAUCAAUAGUGCUGUCAAGAACGUGAGCUGGUGCGCGAUUCUCAGUGCCCUCGAAGUGCUAAUAGAAGCGGCGCUAGUAUUCGUUGUACAACCAAAGCAUUUUCUCUUAUAUGGGUUUCAAUAUCUAGUCGAAAAAAUGCAUAUAGAUCGCUUGAUCCUCCAAAAGAAGAUAGUCUAUUCUAUCCAGAAC